Messenger RNA from Stylonychia lemnae, 2565 nucleotides. The record is from the annotation of a GenBank genome assembly. Lineage: Eukaryota; Ciliophora; Spirotrichea; Sporadotrichida; Oxytrichidae.
AUGUUUGUUGCCAUUAAAAAAUUCAAAGAAAAAGAUGAUAUUGAAGAGGUGAGAAAGACUGCUCUUAGAGAGAUAAGGAUACUGAAGCAACUGAAGCACGAUCACAUUGUUCAUUUAAUUGAGGUUUUCAGAGAUAAUGGGAGAAUAUUCCUAGUAUUUGAAUAACUCAAUAGAAAUAUACUUGAGGAGCUUGAAGGAAACGGAGACAAUAUUGGAAUUGAACCUCUUGAAGCCUAGAAAUUGAUAUGGCAAAUACUAAAAGCCACUGCUUUUAUUCACUCCCACAAUAUCAUGCAUAGAGAUUUCAAGCCAGAAAAUAUUCUUCUGUCAAAGAAUGGAGUUGUCAAGAUUUGCGACUUUGGCUGGGCAAGAUCCACUACAAAGCAAGGAGACAAAGAUUUUACUGAGUAUGUGGCCACUAGAUGGUACAGAGCUCCUGAGCUGCUAUUAAGAGAUAAGAAAAAUUAUGGGAAGCCAGUUGACGUUUGGGCAUUAGGGUGCAUUUUUGUGGAGUUAAUUACUGGUGCACCACUGUUUACUGGAGAAACUGACUAUGAUACCCUGAGAUAAAUCCUUUCAACUUUUCAUUAGGAUGAGGAUCUUACUGAAAAAUAGAAAUAAGCUUAUGAGAGGAAUCCAUUACUUGCUAAAUUCCCUAUUCCUUAUUCAUCAGAUUUAAAUUUUGAAACAACUUUAGAAGCCAAACUUGGUUUUAUAAAAAACAGCAAAGCUAUUUAAUUUGCUAGAGAAUGCCUAAGAAUAGACCCUGAUCAAAGACCUACUUGUGAUCAGCUGAUGGAUCAUCCUUAUUUUGAAGAUUUUAGAGAAGAAUUUGAAGAUGAGCUUUAAACUCUAAUUGAGUUCGAUAAUUAAGAAUUGUUUAACUCUAAUGGCAAGCAAACUCUUUAUGCUAAUCUCUAAAAACCCUAGUUACUUCUGCAUUCUAGCUUAAAUCAUAUGAGCAGAUAAAAUCUAAAUGCCUAUCAAAACGAAUAUGAAGAAGCUAAGAUAUCUGCUAGGCUUCACUAAAACCAUUCAAACAGCUUUAUUGCAAACAAAUAAAACCUUCAGAAUUCUUACUUCGGAUAAAGCGAUAUUAUUAAAGAAGAACAGACAAUCACAAAUAACGAAAAAACAUCCUUCAUGAAUAAUCUAAAUGGCUCUCCUAUUUUUGGAAAAAAUUUCAAUAAUCAAAAUAUAAGUAGUAAUUUGAUGAGUUAAUCUCCCUAGCACAAUCACAAUGAAAAUACGAAUACUAUAAACAAGUAUCCUUAAUAACAGCAAACACAGUCGAUUAAUAAGUAACAAACAGUAAGUAAAAUAAAUAUAAGUUUUAUGGGAGAAAAUUCAGUUACUAAUCUAUAAAUGCCGAACACUAACAACAUUAAUAAUCUAAAUAGUGGCUCACCAUCCAGUGAUCUCACACAAGUUCAAAGUUUUAGCAGCAAUCCUGUUCAUAAUUUCAAAAGCAAUUCUAACAACAUAUGCGGUCUUAUCAAAAGGGUCUCGAAUCACAAUCAGCAAUCAAACACUCAAAUGGAUUAUUCAUAUGGAUCAAUCUCUCACAGUGGAAAUUAAAACAAUAACUCAAUAAUUGGGGCAAAGGGUGGUGGAUUCUUCCCAAAUCUUAGAACCAAGCAGAGAGAUAACACCAAUCCUGGAUAAAUUAGCACUCAUAAUACAUUUAAUAUCAAUAUGAACAAGAGUAACAAUAAUGGAUUGACAAGGAUGAUUGCAUUGCCCUAACUAAAUGACUCAAUAAUAAAUGGGAAUAUUAACUAGGAUGAACCGAUAAACUCGUAUUUCCAUACUUCAAGCAAUCAAUAGCUAAUCCCCUCGACAAGUUCAUAUCAAUUCUAGUUGCAUGCUAUAGGUCAAGGAUUUAAUAAUGCGAGCAUGAUUGAUUAACAAUAGCAAAAUAAGAACUAGGCCUAGAGCAAUCUGCUUAAUAAAAAGAAACAACUUGAUAUUUAGAACAAGAUGAUGUUUCCAACAAUUAAUACUAAUAAAGAGAAUGUAAGUGGUCCACUGCCGUAACCAAAUGUAAAGAUUAUUGAUCUCUAGCAUAAUCUGCUGCCUUUCGAGUCAAACUCGAGUGAGAUGAUUGGGGGUGUUCCUGCUGGAAGAAAUAUCAUAGAUAGUUAGUAACUUAGAAAUUAGAUAAAGUAAUAAAGAGUAAACAAUAACAAAGACUUGAUAUAAAUGUCCUAGCAUUAGUAAUAUCUUCUUCAGUAAAUGCAUAGUCAUAAUCCACACAAAAAUGGAAAUAGUGUUAAUAACUAUUAUAAUCAUCAAACAGGAGGCACUGGCUAGACAAUAGGCACUGCUUAAGUAAUGCCAAAAACUCCCAACGACAUAUAUGGAUUUGCACAAAAAGCUAUUUUACAUUCAAUCUUUGACAAAGGAGGGAGUCCUGGUGUGAUAAGUACUGCUGCAGGACUUUAAGGAGUAAAUAGUUCUCAUGGCUUAAGUGGAAUGAAUAAACGUCACACUACUCCUUACCUAGGCUAAGAUCCAAUGAACUAAAACUUGGGUCGAUAGUACAAACUAAUCAGUAAAUAAUGA